AGGCUGGAGGUGUUAGCAGCCUUCACCAACGGGGUGAGUGCCUGAACCCACUGCAUGCGCUGCGCUCUAGACACGUGCCGAUUCACGUAUCAUGCCUUUCCACUGCAACAACCCAUUUGCACUGUUGCUCCUACAACUAUGAGAGGCUGGAGGUGUUAGCAGCAUUCACCAAGGGGCUCUUCCUUCUCUUCCUCUCCUUCUCGCUAGCAGUGGAGUGCCUGCAUGCUUAUAUCGAGGACGAGGCAGAGCACAAGCACUACCUAGUGCUGUCCGCGGUGGUUCAUCUGCUCAUCAACCUCCUCGGAGUGUUCUUCUUUAAGGGUUUUGCCCGCCGCACGAUAACAUACCAGAGACCAAGGGACAUGAACCACCAUGCCAUCCUGCUGCACCUGCUCUGUGACUCCAUCCGAAGUGGUGGGGUUGUCCUCGCCUCAUGGUUCAUUGCCAUCGGGGUGUACAGUGCAGAGGCCAUCUGCCUGGGCCUCGUCUCCCUCACAGUGCUCGUGCUCGCGCUCCCAUUGGUGCAAUCGUCCGGGAAUCUCCUGCUGCAGAUGGCUCCUGCAGGCAUCUCCGAACCCGCGCUGCACAAAUGCAUUCGCCAUGUGGCAGCAUAUGAGGGGGUAGAAGAAUGCAUAGAGCAUCGCUUUUGGGCAGUGGUCCCUGGACAUGUGGUGGGGACACUCACUGUUCGG
Messenger RNA from Closterium sp. Naga37s-1, 692 nucleotides. NCBI's taxonomy places the organism in Eukaryota, Viridiplantae, Streptophyta, Zygnematophyceae, Desmidiales, Closteriaceae. The record is from the annotation of a GenBank genome assembly.